Haplochromis burtoni (Burton's mouthbrooder) is the source of this 3571-nucleotide messenger RNA. RefSeq names its product solute carrier family 22 member 18 (gene slc67a1). NCBI's taxonomy places the organism in Eukaryota, Metazoa, Chordata, Actinopteri, Cichliformes, Cichlidae. Gene Ontology annotation, molecular function: transmembrane transporter activity. Gene Ontology annotation, biological process: transmembrane transport. The record is from RefSeq and is a predicted model, not a curated record.
UAUUUGGCAAAGAAGCUCGGCUUCGACACGUUGUGGUUUGGUUAUUUGCAAACUACAGUUGGAGUUAUUCAGCUGCUCGGGGGCCCAAUGUUUGGAAGGUUUGCAGAUCUAUUUGGGGCACGGACAGCUUUGUCCCUGGCAUGUGCUUCAACUGUUGUCUUCUUUCUGCUGCUGGCCACAGCAGACACUCCAGCCAUGUUGUUCAUCCAUAAAAUCCCCACAGUCUUUAUGCAUGUCCUCCCUGCAUCACAAAUGGUUGUUACAGACCUUACAAAACCUGAGAAACGGGCCGACGCCUUAUCCAAGCUUGGUCUGUGUUUUGGCAUCGGUAUGAUAGUUGGCUCCACAUUAGGCGGACAGCUGAGCAAACUCUAUGGGGAGAAGUUUACUGCAUGUUUUGGUACUGCAGGGAGUGCCUUCAGCUUGCUGUUGGUUUUAAAGUUCAUCCCCAAAAAUACAAAAGCUGAAACAACCAGAGGCAACACUACAGAUGACAACAGAAGAAAGUCAGUAUUCAAUCUGAGUGAGAUUACGAGGCUGAUGAAGUUUCCAACAGUGAUGCAGACUUUCAUUAUCAAGAUAGUCGCAGGUUUGCCAUCAGGCAUUUUUCAAGUGAUGUUUUCUAUCAUUGCACUGGAGUUCUUUAAGCUGCAACCUGAGCAGAAUGGCUACCUGAUGGCCUAUUUUGGCAUCGUCCAAAUGGUUAUUCAAGGAGGAGUGAUCGGUCGGCUUACGGCAAGAUACUCUGACAAUUCAUUGCUGCUUCUAUCCAUUGGAGUGUCCUCUUUUGUGGGACUGGCUCAGGCAUAUAUACAGAAUGUGUGGCAGUUCUGCUUUAACAUCCUCCCGAUGAUGUUUUCUCUCAGUGUGUUUAAUGCCAUCACAGACAGCAUGCUCACCAAGAGUGUACCGUCCUCUGACACAGGCACAAUGCUGGGACUGUGCGCAUCUGUUCAAUCUCUGCUUCGCACAGUUGGACCUACUAUAGGGGGCUUCCUGUAUGUGAACUACGGCAUUUCCUCUAUAGGUUUAAUCCAGUUUUUCAAGCUCAACAUGGCUGCACAGCUCCUGGUCCAUCAUCCUUCCAGCAGACCUCAUGGAACUCUUGGAGUUGGCCACUGGAGUGAAAGUUCAGGGUAGUGGUGAUGUGGUCCUAUCCCAGCUGCCACAGGGUGAGAAGCAGGGUACAUCCUGGACCUUCAUGGUGCCAUGGGCUUUGGACUGUUUGGGUUUUGCUUCUUUUAAUCAUUGGUUGUAUUAUUUAUAUUUGUCCUUUAUCUCCCGGCAUUCUCAGUUCCUUGAUUAAGUACUAUUUAGUUUAUUCCCUUUUGUGUUUCAUUCUGUUCUGUUUUCUCUGGAGUAAAUAUCAAAUGUGCACUGACCAGCUAUCAUUUGCUCUAUUUUCAGAGUCAUUUCAGUUGCUUUCAUGAGAUUGUGAGAAGUGGAAAAAGUCCAGGGUGUGUGUUGUUUCACACAUUUGAAGACAAGCUGCCCCCUCCUCAGUGAAGAGCAUGCUCAGCCUUGUGUCAGGAGGCUCAGAGCCCCAUGACGCCUGGCCUGUCCUGCACGCUCUGGUCCACACUCUCACUCCCUGACAUGUGCCAGCGAUCGCUAAUCCUCCACUGACGCCUCUCGGAAGCAUCACAUUCAACAACAGAACAAUAAAUGCCCACUGCACUGACCUCAGAGGAUUGUCGCCUCUUGCUACAUCAGCCAGGAUCUCCCAUCCUCUGCUUGUGGAAGACCAUAUUGGUUACAUAGAAGCUAAUAUGGCAUAACACAAAAGGCUUCUUUAUGACACAUGUGGCUGCAUGAAAAGUCUUUGUUGUCUUUAGGAUUAAGAGUUGGAGAUUUGAAUGUUUGAAGGUAAUAUGUCUAAAAGACAGGAUGUUGAUUGAAUUUUAAUUACAGCAGAGCCGAUUAGAUAACAAUAUGGUGCAGGAGUUAAAAGCGGGAAACAUGUGCGUCUGUUUGAAUUUCCAGCCAUAAGCUUUGUUUGGAUGUUGUUUGGAUGACUCAUACAGAGCAGCAUCUGUGUUCUCCAGAGAUAAAUCUGACCAUUAUUGGUCAUAUUGUUUAGACUAUCCUGUAUGAUGUAAUGACAUGUUGUGUGGGUAUUUUGAGUUCUUAAUACAGCAGAAACAAUUGAAGUUAUUGCUGGAUUUAUCUGGGAUUUACUGUAGCUGGAUGGGUCCAUUUCAAAAUUCAGGAUAGGAUAAAGUUCUAACAAUUCUGAGAAUCAGUUAUCAGCCGUGUUCCUUCUGCGCAUCAGCAAGGCACUGUGAAAAUUGGCCUUUACUCUAGGUUAAAAGAGCUUACAUUUCUAUGAUAUUUAGUCAGGGUACUGAUUUCCUCACUCUGAUUAUCACCACAUUUGGGUGACAGAUGGUGUGUCAGUGGUAAUCCCAGCUACCCAUCAGCUUGACCCUUUGCAGUGAGCCACCUCCUCCCAAACGAUCAUGCAGCACCCUCGUCCCCAAAAUCUCACCAAGCCUUCUGAGCUACGCAGCCAAAGAGCUGCUUUAAACUGGUGAGUAAUGGCUGUGUCAGCAGUCAGUAGAUGAGCCUGAGGGUUGGGGAAGGGUUAAUGGGCAGUGGGCGGGUAUAAGAGCCCCAUUGGAUCCAUUGUUAACACCAGACGUACAGUAAACAUUUACUGUACUGUGAAUUCAUGCCAACUGCAAACACAAAAAUAAUGUGAUUCAAAUGAUAAUAUGAAUAGCUCGUUUGUUCUUUAACAGCAUAAAACUGUAAAUAAUUCUGUUUUUUCUUCAUGAGCAUCUGGAAACAAUACAUACCUGAACUCAACUUUCCAGAUCAAAAAAAAGUAAACCACAUUAACAGAACAUAAACUAUCACCCUAACAUUUUUGUACAGUCAAAAAAGGGCAUGAUAACCAGGUGACACAAAAAUGUACCCCCCGGUAUGACUCAUUGUAUAAAUGCCACAGUUUUGAAUUUUCUGAAAUUGAAAAGUCUGCAUCUGUCUCCUGAUUUUGUGAUAAUUUGCGCACAUUUUUUCUCUCUCUGACAUGCCUUUUAGAAAGUACAACUCACUUUCAUUUUGUAAAACAAAGUAGUGGCAUUGUAUUGUUAACUUCACAAAAUAUUGCAAUGGUCAGUUAAGUUGCCUCAUUUGCUGUAAGCUUCUUGUUUCCUCUGCAUUUCCACGGGGGUCCUAAUCUCAUCUAAAGUCAUCUGCCUUAAUCCACAGCAGCAGAAGCAGUGGUUGAAGUAAAUUAGGUCUUUGACUGAUAGCCAUCUGCCAACAAAUGUAUAAACAGUUUGUUUUACUGCUGCUAAUGCAGAAAUGAAAUGUAGACAGAGAAAAGUAGAUGUACGUAAUCUGACAUUAAAAAUGACUUUAAUGGAAAAUGACAGAUUAUUUAUUGAAUCACUUUCAACAUUUUGUUUUUAAAAUUAUUGGAAAAAAACACUGCUGAUAGGAGCAUAAAUAAUUACUCAUGUGUUUUGAAGAUGCAAGUUUUAGGUUUUUUUUAGAGAUGGACCGAUCCGAUAUUACGUGUUGGUCCGAUACUGACGUAAAUUGCUGGAUCGGAUAUUGGAGAGAA